Molecule: messenger RNA, 729 nt
Organism: Cynocephalus volans (Philippine flying lemur)
Lineage: Eukaryota; Metazoa; Chordata; Mammalia; Dermoptera; Cynocephalidae
Gene: CLDN14
Product: claudin 14
Exons: 1
Coding region: 1-729 (242 amino acids)
Biological process (GO): bicellular tight junction assembly; cell adhesion
Cellular component (GO): bicellular tight junction; plasma membrane
Molecular function (GO): structural molecule activity
Source: RefSeq, a predicted model, not a curated record
AUGGCCAGCACGGCCGUGCAGCUCCUGGGCUUCCUGCUCAGCUUCCUGGGCCUGGUGGGCACGCUGAUCACCACCGUCCUGCCGCACUGGCGCAGGACGGCGCACGUGGGCACCAACAUCCUGACUGCCGUGUCCUACCUGAAGGGGCUCUGGAUGGAGUGCGUGUGGCACAGCACCGGCAUCUACCAGUGCCAGAUCUACCGGUCCCUGCUGGCCCUGCCGCGUGACCUGCAGGCCGCCCGGGCACUCAUGGUCAUCUCCUGCCUGCUCUCCGGCAUCGCCUGCGCCUGUGCUGUCAUCGGCAUGAAGUGCACACGGUGCGCCAAGGGCACGCCUGCCAAGACCACCUUUGCCAUUCUUGGGGGCGCCCUCUUCAUCCUGGCCGGCCUCCUCUGCAUGGUGGCCGUGUCCUGGACCACCAACGACGUGGUGGCGAACUUCUACAACCCACUGCUGCCCAGCGGCAUGAAGUUCGAGAUCGGCCAGGCCCUGUACCUGGGCUUCAUCUCCUCGUCCCUCUCACUCAUUGGUGGCACGCUGCUCUGCCUGUCCUGCCAGGAUGACGCACCCUACAGGCCCUACCCGGCCCAGCCCAGGGGUGCCACGGCCACUGCGGCCACCGCACCUGCCGCGCCUGCCUACCAGCCGCCGGCUGCCUACAAGGACAACCGGGCCCCCUCAGUGACCUCAGCCUCGCACAGCGGGUACAGACUGAACGACUAUGUGUGA